Molecule: messenger RNA, 1623 nt
Organism: Fraxinus pennsylvanica
Lineage: Eukaryota; Viridiplantae; Streptophyta; Magnoliopsida; Lamiales; Oleaceae
Source: the annotation of a GenBank genome assembly
AUGUCCUGCGUUAAGGAUUUCUUCGCCGGCGGCGAUCAAAUACCCAUAUCCAAAAAGAAGAAGAAAUUUGUACUUCUAUCUCUUGCUGCUUCAGUCUUAUUAUUAAUAGCUGGAGUAGUCGCCGGAGUAAAUUCAAGAAUUGCCGAAAACAAAAAUGUGAAAAGCCAAAAGGAUGUAAUUGAAUUAGCCUUGAAUAUUACUCUUACUACUCUUCAGCACAAUUACUUCAAGGUAGAGAAGCUCAAAGCUAAGGGCAAGAAUUUGACAGAACGAGAAAAAACUGCUUUAAAUGAUUGUCUGGAGACGAUCGAUGAGACCCUUGAUGAACUCAAUGAAGCUGUUGAGGAUCUUGAAGAGUAUCCCAACAAGAAAUCUCUUAAAGAACACGCUGAUGAUCUGAAAACCCUAAUGAGUGCUGCCAUGACUAAUCAAGAGACCUGCCUCGACGGAUUCUCGCACGAUAAUGCUGAUAAGAACGUUCGAGAAGAGUUGAUUAAAGCAGAAGAUCAUGUGGAGAAAAUGUGUAGUAAUGUUUUGGCUAUGAUCAAGAACAUGACCGAUACAGAUAUUGCAAAUGAGAUGAAAUUGAGCGGAAGAAAGCUUAUAGAAGAUGAUGAUAGUGGCACGAGAAAGUGGUUGUCUGCCGGAGACAGGAGGCUACUGCAGUCUUCCUUCGUGACUCCUGACGUGGUGGUGGCGGCUGACGGCAGCGGGAAUUACAGUACGGUGUCUGCAGCGGUGGCUGCCGCGCCGGAGAAGAGUAGCAGGAGAUAUGUAAUUAGGAUUAAGGCUGGUGUUUAUAGAGAAAAUGUGGAGGUGCCCAAGAAGAAAACUAACAUAAUGUUCUUGGGAGAUGGCAGAAGCAACACUAUUAUCACUGGAAGCAGAAAUGUAAUAGAUGGUAGCACCACCUUCCACUCCGCCACUGUUGCCGUGGUAGGCGAAAGGUUCUUGGCCCGGGAUAUCACUUUUGAGAACACGGCGGGGCCGUCCAAGCACCAAGCGGUCGCGCUCCGUGUCGGCGCUGAUUUAUCAGCUUUCUAUAGAUGCGAUAUAUUAGCCUAUCAAGACACUCUCUAUGUCCACAAAAAUCGCCAAUUCUUCAUUGAAUGUUUAAUUAUCGGCACAGUCGACUUCAUCUUCGGCAAUUCCGCCGCCGUGUUCCAAGACUGCGACAUCCAUGCAAGGAGGCCGGAUUCCGGUCAAAGAAACAUGGUAACAGCCCAAGGCAGAACUGAUCCGAAUCAAAACACAGGUAUUGUUAUUCAAAAUUGCAGAAUCGGAUCCACUUUGGAUUUAAGACCUGUUCAGAGUAAUUUCACCACAUAUCUCGGGCGCCCGUGGAAGGAGUAUUCGAGAACUGUCAUAAUGCAAUCUUUCAUAACUGAUGUAAUUCAUUCUACUGGUUGGCAUGAAUGGAAUGGAAGUUUCGCGCUUAAUACUCUGUUGUACGGCGAGUAUCAGAACAGCGGCAUCGGCGCCUCCACCUCCGAGAGGGUGAAAUGGAGAGGAUAUAAGGUGAUUACUAGUGCGACGGAGGCGCAGAGCUAUAGUGCCAGCAAAUUCAUUGCAGGAGACAGCUGGUUGAACUCUACUGGAUUCCCAUUCUCUCUAGGGUUAUAA